Crotalus tigris (Tiger rattlesnake) is the source of this 2240-nucleotide messenger RNA. RefSeq lists its product as uncharacterized. The transcript is spliced from 14 exons. Bases 1152 to 1898 code for a protein of 248 amino acids. NCBI's taxonomy places the organism in Eukaryota, Metazoa, Chordata, Lepidosauria, Squamata, Viperidae. The record is from RefSeq and is a predicted model, not a curated record.
GCAUGGGACUGCUACAAAGGUCGUAAGUGUGAAAAACGGUCAUAAGUCACUUUAUUCAGUGUCAUUGUAACUUUCAAGGGUUACUAAAUGAACUGUUGUACGUUGAGGACUUCCUGUACUAUGUGUACUUAAUCCUGCUUCCAAUAUUUUUCCUCAACCUUCCUUUGAAAUUUCUCUAAUCCCUACACAACCCACUCUGAAGCCCAUCCUUCAGAAAUGCAGUCAUAACGAUAACUACGUUUGUUCCUGUUUGGGGCAUUAUAUCAAAGUUAGAUAUUUUUAUAAACUCAAAGAGGAUACAAGGACAGAAUUUAAAAUAUGAAUAUAAAUAAAUGAGAAUUUUCCCGUUGGAGGAAGAAAAAGGAUAUCUAUGUGAAACAAUAGACGUUUUGGAAGUAAACCUGCAAACCUGAAAAAAAAAAAUAAGAAUUUGUUCUGUUUCUAGGAUGCCUGUGGUUUAAUAUUUCACUAUAACUGAAGGAUAAGUUAUGAAGCUGGUUACUUUGAACCUGCUGUUUAUUUCUUGUUUUUUGUUCCUAGUUUAUGAUAUUUGGAAAUUUAAAAUGGAACAUAUUUGAGACCAGCAAGGCCAUUCUUGAAGAAAGAAGAACUGUCUCUAUUUGUUAGGGCAGUGAAUGCUUCAACAUUUACUUAGAAGAUAUUUAAGUACAGCAUCUCUCUCCUCAUCACUAUAAAUCUGUAAUGUUUUUCUCUUUGAGCCUGAAGUCACAUUAUCAGUACAGGUGGUCCUCAACCUGAGACUGCGAUUGAGCCCUGAAUUACAGUCGUACAUUGUUGCAGUUAAAAAGUCAAAGCAUCAUGUGACUGGACCUAAUUUUUUGAACAUUUUUACAGUAGUUGUUAAGCGAACGCUGUAGUCAUUAAGCGAAUGCUGAAGUCAUUAAGUGAACGCUGAAGGCUCAAAAUAACGCUUUGCAACAUGGCCGCCGGGGAGGUCAUGCCUGAAGUCUGUGUGAGUAUGGAGAGGAAAUAUCCCAGAGUUGUGUGUGCUGCAUUGUGGAGAUUUUCAAGAAAAGAUUGGACAGUCAUUUGUCUGAGAUGGCAGAGGCCAAAAGCCACCAAAGGAGUCAGCCACCGGGCCAUCCAGACACUCCUAAACCCAGUGAAAGGACCAACAGCUGCUUGGGGUCAUGGCUGUACGACGGUUUUUUAGAAACAUCUGGAAAAGAUGUUCAGCGCUCUUCUGCUGCACGAAGAGCGACGUAGAGGACCUUCCUGAGCCUCCUGACAGGACUGACGAGGGACAGAAGCGGCAUGACCAGAAGGGAGAAUGGCAGACACAUCUUUGUGUGUCUGAUGGACACAGGUCUUCCUCCCAAGGGGUUUUGAUGGGUGUUCGUGCCACCGCCCGGAUCCCCAGGAAGGAAGAGGUGGCGCCAGUUCUUAUUUCAAUGAGAAAUGAGAACAUGGCGAAAUGGAGGCCGCGGCUCUUAACUAUCUCGGAGACCUGCACUGAGUCGGAUCCUUUGGAAGAAUGCCAACCAAGGGACGACGUGCAGGAGGAAAGCAGUGCCUGCUUAUCAAGAGAGAAAAAGCAAGAGCACUGGAGGCCGCGACUCCCCCCCAUUUUGGAGACCUGCGUUGAGUCGGACGAAGAAGACCAGCCGGCAGAAGAGGAGCUCUCUCCUACUGAGGAGAAGACGCAGACCUCGGAGGAUUCGAUGGAAGUGCAGGUGGGCUCCGGGAUCAACAGCCUGGAGGAUUUCGACUCCAUUUCUGCCCUCUUGGAUGAGGUGUCUGAGGGAAGCUGGGAGCAGGCUGCAGAGGCUUUGGAGGCCAGCCUUUCGUCCAGUCCGUGGGAUUCUCCUGAAGAAGGGGAAGGCACGCUGGAGAAUCUCAGCAGCCUGGAGGAAGACUCCCUGGACUUCAGUCUCUAAUUAAAAGAGAUGCUUCCCCAGAUGCCUCUCCAGUUGGCAGAUCGGAGAAGGAUGAACCAGUCCCAGGCACAUCAGGAGACGGACGGCGAUGGACGGCGGAAUCCGACCCAGCAGCGAAGACCAGCGAUGAGCCACUUUCCCCCAAGGAACUUUCUGCGUCUUGUUAUUGUUGUUGUUUUUGUAAUUGUUCUUUUUGUUGUACUUGCUCUUGUUGUUCUAGUUAUUGUUUGGAGAAUAAAAGUAAAAAAGAUUUUAUAUAUACUAAUUUAGCUUAGGCCUAUUUUCAUUACACUUUUGUUAGGAAUAGGGUAAACUUUUCAUUAAAUGUAAAUUUCAGCAAAA